UUGUUAUGUUUUUUGUGGAGUUCCCCUUUAAUGUUUGUCUGGCAGCUCAGGUGCAGAAUCUAUACUGUUAUAAUUUUGCAACAUUUAUUUAAUACAUUUCUCAGCAGCAUCUCCAGCUAUGGCAUAGAUGUAUUGACAACUAUUCUAUCAAUUGUAACAGUUGCCUUUAAUGAAACUCAGGGUUUCUGUGCAGAUAAGAUAAAGAAAUAAGAUAGAUAAGAAAUGUAUCCAUUUAGAACAGUUUAUAGAGUCGGUGACCCUCGCCACCACCACCACACGGCUACUUUAGAAAGACAAAAGAAGGUGAAAAAUUAAACUUUGCACAUCUAAGUUUGAAAAAUGGUCACACAGAAAAUAGAAAGUAAUUGGAAAAAGUAUUUAUUUCUGGUGAACUAUGAAAAUGAUAGUGUUGGAACGUGAACAACCCCUGUAAAUAAAACCAAUAUAAUUAUUUUGCCAUGUGGAUCUAUACCGAUUAAUCAGAAUUAAGCACAAGGUGUUUGAUUACAGAGAAAUGAGAUCAGAUGGCCUUCCCAUAAUUCGGAACUUCAUGUAUGAAUGGUUUUCUGGAUAAGGAAUCCCAUACCUGUACUAGGAUACCAACAUUGCAUCACAUUUUGUUGUUGCUGGGCUGCAAUUGUUGAUGAGAUGAGGUUAUGGUUUAAACUUAAGUGGUUUGACGUCUCCCUUUUUUAAUGGGAAACAAUCUGUGUGCCAGGAACCUUCAUUUAAAAGUUUCUUUCCCUAUACCCGUCCCUGCUACUCAACAGUAACACUUGUUUACAGGAGUAACUGCAGUCUGCCAAGAUGUGGGGUCAUUACUUCACAAGCUCUCAUUACAGACAUUUCCUUGGUAUUCAUAAGACUCCUAUUUAGAGCCUCUCCAUCUUACAAUGUCACAUGGAGAGAACAGAUAUAUCCUGAUACUGUUUACAGGGCUGACUGAGUGCAGUGUGCAUGGCUGUGUAUCUAUUUCUCGAGCCCCCCCCCCCAUACUGAAGGCAGCUUUUGGUUCUUGGUGCAGUGACCCUCCGAAGCUUUGAGUAGCAGCUGCUCUCCUAAUCAGUUGACCUGGUAAGAUGAGCCUCCCUUGAACUGCAGUGGGCGUAUGUAAUGGUCGGUUGCCUUACAGUGGGAUGAGAUGAGCGUCCUGUAAAUAGAUGAGAAGGCAGGGCUAUAAAAGGUUUUCUGGGCUCCUACUGCUCCUGCUGUAACUUAGUAGUGUUUCUUGGUGCUUCUGUAAUAGAACCUAGAGAAGUUUGAGAAUAGACUGGCAGAAUCUGCCUCCACAUCCAGUGGAAAGGAAGACAUUUCUGUAUAUCUGGAUACAAACAAACUCACAGAACUGGCGCUUAGUCCCUUGUCUCCAGCCCCGGACCACGGUAUCCUCAAAAUGAGGUAUAUGCCAUCCCACCGCUCUGCACGCACUGUGCGCUUCCCAAAUGACAUUCUUUUCCUGGACCAUAUCCGACAGGGUGACCUAGAGCAAGUUGGGAGAUUCAUUCGCGCCCGCAAGGUGACAAUGGAUACAAUUUAUUUGUCAGGUAUGGCGGCUUUGCACGAGGCUGUUCUCUCUGGUAACCUGGAGUGUGUGAAGCUGUUGAUAAAAUACGGAGCAGAUAUUGACCAGAGAGAUGAAAAUGGCUGGACCCCCCUCCACAUGGCAUGCAGUGAUGGCUACCCGCACAUUGCCAGGUAUCUUCUAUCACUUGGAGCACAACCAGACGCAGUAAACAGUGAUGGGGAAAAGCCAUGUCAAUUAAUAGACUCUGACUGUGAGGAAUUGCUCAAACUCUUCCCACCAGAAGGAGGCGACUGAAGAAAUACUGGACCUAGCAGGCUGCCAUGACUGCAGAGAAUUCCACUAGAUCUCUCAUAUAUUGUAUGUUUACCAAGGCUGAGGAGGUUCUGUGUGCUCAGCCAUGGUGAGGCAGAAGAGGGCAAGUAUGGUGAACGAUCAUGCCGCAGCAAACAAAGCUUCUGUCUGCCACUACAACAAAUUUAUAAUGGGGGAAUGUGGACAUGGAAGCAUUAUGGGAGUUUGACUGUCAUUCAGUGAACUGAACUCACACUCAUUAUAUAGUCUGACCAGUUAUCAAAGGAGCACAGCUUUUCCCUUUCUUUUUUUGUACCAAAAGUACUGUAUUGUCAUGUCCAACCAGUAAAUUGUUUGUUUGUUGAUGAAUUUAUAACUCUACAUGAAAUAUAUAAUUGCUCUGACUUCUGCACUGCAUACAAUAUAUGCACAAUGGCUGCAUUAACAAGACGGGACAGCUGGAUGCAAUGUGCGUGUAUGUAUGGAAAUACAAGAUAAGAAACAAUGACACAAAGAACUGUAAAAUCCUUAUCGACAAAUGUAAUGUUCUUCCCACCACUGUGAUUUGGGGAGUUGUUUGUGUGUGAAUUAUGCCCUGUAGAUUUAUAAAUCCAAUCAGAUUACAGUCUUGCAGCUGUGACUCAGGGCAGACAUCCUGUAGCUGUUAAAGGCAGGUUCCCUAAAUGCUCCCAACCAACCAGUGAGUUCACAGAACCCUCAUUCCAGGUUUGCUAACCUCUCUUUUUGCCUCAGUGUAUACUGUCACCAUGUUUUAUGUACUUAUAGGACAUGCAACUGCAGAGAUGAUCUGACAAAACAGUCUAGCACUCCUCAUUUACUUGUAAUUGGCCCAGAAGAACACAAUACAUGGUAGCAGUGAUCUGCAGCGAAGGCUCUGAUAUCAAGGCCUGCUAAGCCAGUGCAAUUUGUAUUCCAUCAGGUGAAGGUGUGCCGUUUGGAGCCUGAAUGCAUCCUCUGUGAGCCUGCUAAUUCAGAAAACCUUAGUAUGUGCCAUAUACUUUAACAACAAUUCCUAGCAUCUGUCCUGGAAUAUUAGUUAUUAAGAUGUGCCAUAUUAAAGCUUCACUUUUUGCUCUGCACAGUCUUUUUUUAAAUAAAAUUAUAAUUCAAAAGUUCA
This is a messenger RNA of Xenopus laevis (African clawed frog), 2954 nucleotides long. It is a transcript of the gene ppp1r27.L, whose product is annotated as protein phosphatase 1 regulatory subunit 27. The record is from RefSeq and is a predicted model, not a curated record. Gene Ontology annotation, molecular function: phosphatase binding. The coding region runs from base 1394 to 1819 and encodes 141 amino acids. The transcript is spliced from 3 exons. NCBI's taxonomy places the organism in Eukaryota, Metazoa, Chordata, Amphibia, Anura, Pipidae.